This is a messenger RNA of Populus nigra (black poplar), 3122 nucleotides long. RefSeq names its product ankyrin repeat-containing protein At5g02620-like. Gene Ontology annotation, cellular component: plasma membrane. Gene Ontology annotation, molecular function: protein phosphatase regulator activity; protein phosphatase 1 binding. The coding region runs from base 765 to 2636 and encodes 623 amino acids. The transcript has 3 exons. The record is from RefSeq and is a predicted model, not a curated record. Lineage: Eukaryota; Viridiplantae; Streptophyta; Magnoliopsida; Malpighiales; Salicaceae.
GUAUCUCUCUCUCUCUCUCGCUCGGAUACAGUUAAGGAUCUCUUUGACAGUCACAGGUAUAAAUACAGAACUGGUAAAUCGCUGAAGCCAAAAGGAUAGCAUUUUUCAGUAGUUCACUUGGAGAGAAGAAAAAACGUGACAAAAGCUUCUUGCUGAUGAUAUUUUGUCACUUUCAGUUUCUGGUUAUCAAAACAAGUUAGAUUUUUUUAGCUUUCUUGGAGAUCACUUACUGUUUUUUUCAUAUUUUAUCUUGAGGAAGUUGAAAGUUUCAGUUUUCGGGAUUUCUUUUCUCACAUCAGGUAUUCAAAUUUCAUUUCACUUUCUAGGUGUUCUGUGUUUGAAUGAUUAUCAUCUUGACAAGUGAGAAAGAAAGUGUUUUUGGAAAUCUACAGUGGAUGGAUGCUGUUCAGUUUGGCUUAUCAAAGUUCAAGGCUAUAUCAUCUUCAAAAAGUUGGUGAUUGUUUCUUGUAAGUUUUGAAAAUUGGGUUUUCAAGUGCAUAUAGAGACUUUUAAGGAUAAGAUUGAGUGAGAUUUGUUUGAAAUUCAUGUUUGAUCCUGGUGAAAUGAGAAUGAGUUAUUGGCUUUACAAUCCAUAGAAUCAAGAUUUAGAGUAUUAUAAGGGAAGUUUCUUUAAUUUGUGUAUGAUCAUGGAGAAAAGAAAGUAAUUUCUGGGUUUCAAAUCAAGGAAUCAAGGUUUCAGUUAGGAGCAGGGGAUUGGUUUUGAGAUUGAUUGAUAAUAGUGUGAGAUACUACUGUGUGUGACAAUGGAGAGACAAAGCAGUUUCAAUGGAAGAACAAUGGAAAAGCAGCAGAGUUUUCAUGGAAUAACAAACAAACAGAAAGUGUAUGAAAAGCAAGUGAGUUUUCAAGGAAUACCAAAUAAACCGAAGGUGAUGGAAAAACACUCGAGUUUCCAUGGUGUGACACAAAAUGGGUCAAUUUCUCAUAGGGUGAUGGAAAAACACCCUAGUUUUCGUGGAGGAGAGAAGGGUUUUCGUGGAUUUCUGGAGAAACAGAAGAGCUUUCGUGUGGUGAUGGAGAGACAACUUAGUUUUAUUGGUGGUGGUGAGAGGAAAAAGCCUAAAGAUUCACCUGGAAAGCGAGGAGACUCACAAAUUCAUUUGGCAGCACGUACGGGGAAUUUGAGUAGAGUUAGAGAGAUUCUUCAGAAUUCUGAUGGUAAUGACUUGAAGGUUCUGUUGGCAACGCAGAAUCAAGACGGAGAAACUCCUCUUUAUGCAGCAGCAGAGAAUGGGCAUGCUGGGGUUGUUGCUAAAAUGCUGGAAUAUAUGGACCUGGAGACUGCAUCUGUUGCAGCUAGGAAUGGGUAUGAUCCAUUCCACGUGGCUGCAAAGCAGGGUCAUCUUGAUGUCUUGACAGAACUUUUGCGUGUAUUCCCCAACUUGGUCAUGACAACAGAUUUAUCCUGUACAACUGCUCUACACACAGCUGCGACUCAAGGGCACAUUGAUGUGGUCAAUCUUCUUUUAGAAACAGAUGUAAAUCUUGUUAAGAUUGCCCGGAAUAAUGGUAAGACUGUCCUCCAUUCAGCUGCAAGGAUGGGGCACUUGGAAAUUGUGAGGUCCCUCCUAAGUAAGGAUCCGAGCACUGGUUUUAGAGCAGAUAAAAAAGGACAAACUGCAUUGCACAUGGCUGUGAAAGGGCAAAAUGAGGAAAUUGUGCUAGAAUUGCUAAAACCUGACCGCACUGUUAUGCAUGUGAAAGACAACAAGGGAAACACAGCAUUGCAUAUUGCAGUUAUGAAAGGCCGUACUCAGAAUGUGCAUUGUCUGUUAUCGGUUGAGGGUGUUAACAUCAAUGCCAUUAACAAAGCUGGAGAGACCCCACUUGACAUUGCAGAAAAACUUGGAAUUCAAGAGCUUGUCUCCAUUUUAAAGAAAGCAGGGGCUAACAAUUCCAAAGACUGUGGAAAGCCCCCAAAUCCCGCAAAGCAACUAAAGCAGACUGUCAGUGACAUAAAACAUGAUGUCCAGUCGCAGCUCCAACAGACCCGUCAAACUGGCGUCAGAGUGCAGAAAAUCGCCAAGAAGCUGAAGAAGCUCCACAUUAGCGGCCUCAACAAUGCUAUAAACAAUGCGACUAUUGUUGCAGUUCUCAUUGCAACAGUUGCUUUUGCAGCCAUUUUCACUGUGCCUGGCCAGUAUGUUGAGGAGAAGAUCGAAGGAGCUGCAAUUGGGCAAGCCCAUGUAGCAAGAAAUCCUGCUUUCUUAGUCUUCUUUGUAUUUGACAGCCUGGCAUUAUUCAUCUCUCUGGCUGUCGUUGUAGUCCAAACAUCUAUUGUUGUGAUUGAACAAAAGGCAAAGAAGCAGCUUGUGUUUGUUAUUAACAAACUCAUGUGGCUUGCUUGCCUCUUCAUUUCAGCAGCCUUUAUUUCUCUUACUUAUGUGGUGGUGGGUAAGAAUUCCAGGUGGCUUGCUAUCUAUGCAACAGUCAUUGGUGGCUUAAUCAUGCUUGCUACAAUCGGCUCCAUGUGCUACUGUGUCGUUUUACAUCAGAUGGAAGAAUCGAAGUUACGGAAUAUAAGGAGGGAAACUCGGCCUGGUUCUUAUUCUAUGUCUGUGGAAUCAGAUCAAGAGAUUUUGAACAGCGAAUAUAGGAGGAUGUAUGCACUCUGAAGAAUUUAGAAUUUGGAGAAGUGAAGCGGGAUUCUAUGACCUAUUUUUCACUCUAUAUAUGAAAUAGCUAUGCUCAUACUCUGGUGAUUAUAGCAUAUAAUUUCAGAAGUGGAGCCAAGAUGUGGAUUUACUUAAUAAUACUAGGGGAUGAAUGGAAUACUCAGGUUCAGCAAUUGAAGGAAGCCAUUGAUCUCCUCAUUUUGGCUGUACAUGAACUUCUGAGAAAGCUUCCUUGACAGGGUUUUGGUUUCCUUCUCCUGCUGGUUGCUCUGUGGUUUCCUAUUGGAUGAGCUCAAAUCUAGUAUGAAUUUGAACCUGAUGACUCACUACAGAUUCAAUCGAAGCUCAAAGCAGGUAAAAAGGUGUCAAUGACUGAAACUGUACAAGGGUCUGCUUGAAUUAUAUGCAUACUAUGUAUAAAAUGUAGUGAUAACAGGAUCCCUCUAAUUAAUGGAGAAAAGCUUACCACAUGGAAGUAAUUUACCA